Messenger RNA from Myxozyma melibiosi, 1986 nucleotides. RefSeq names its product YOR378W-like protein. The record is from RefSeq and is a predicted model, not a curated record. Gene Ontology annotation, cellular component: membrane. Gene Ontology annotation, biological process: transmembrane transport. The transcript has a single exon. Gene Ontology annotation, molecular function: transmembrane transporter activity. Lineage: Eukaryota; Fungi; Ascomycota; Lipomycetes; Lipomycetales; Lipomycetaceae. Bases 302 to 1849 code for a protein of 515 amino acids.
GUGCGGAGAGACGAUCUCCAUCGGGUCGGAUUUAAGUAUUCUGAGGGGACUUCCGUGGGCCGAAUACGGAACUAAAGUUUCGGAAGGGUUUAUCUCCGCGCCAUGAAGAAGCCCUCCUCGAUUCGUGUCUCUUUGUUAUAUAGAAACACGAUUGACACCUCCAUCACAUGCCGAGUACUUUAUCAGCAUGUAUCCGAAUAUUCCUUGAAGACCUUUCACUUUCAGUACUUACUUCAGCCGUAUUCCAUCUCAUCAACGAGGUGGGAGUGAGCAUAGCGCUCCGCAAUCCAACAGCUACACAAUGGACACCACCCGCCACGAGCUCGAGUUAGGGGAUGAUCUUGAGCAGCAUAUGACCGAUCUGCGGCCAGCUUCGACAACAGGAAAAGUCAUCGCAGAGAUGUCACUAUUCAAGGAGAUUUUGUUUGUUGGAGUUGUCGCACUUGCCCAGCUCUUGACUCAAGCGUGUUUGGCUCAAGCUCUGUCUCCGCUUCAUGAUAUUGGCGACUCCUUUGGUGUCAGUAAGCCUGGAGAGCUAUCGUGGUUUUGUGCUUCCUACUCGCUCACUGUCGGCACUUUUAUCCUUCCCGCCGGGCGACUCGGCGAUAUUUUUGGCUCCAGAAAGGUCUUUCUGCUUGGGUACAUUUGGUUCACAAUCUGGACUUUGAUCGCCGGCUUUGCGGUCUACUCCAAUGUCAUUCUCUUCCAUUUCAGUCGUGCAUUCCAGGGCAUCGGACCCGCCCUGAUUCUUCCUAAUGGACUGGCCUUGCUUGGACGUGCCUACAAACCUGGAAUGAGGAAAAAUAUGGCGUUUUCGAUUUUUGGUGCGGUGGCGCCCACCGGCUUCCUUCUAGGCGCAACCUUUGCCGGCAUUUUCACUGAACUGGUUUGGUGGCCGUGGAACUUCUGGGUUGGGGGUAUGGUCAUGAUUCUCGCGACUAUAGUGAGUUUCUAUGCUAUUCCGACGGGUCUGGAUAAGGGUGCCUUGACCUCGUUUCGAUGGGAAGACUUGUCGAGGCUGGAUCCAGCUGGAAUCACUACUGGUGUCCUCGGUUUAGUACUUUUCAACAUCGCCUGGAACCAAGGUCCAAACGUUGGCUGGAACGUUCCCUAUACAUACGUUCUGCUUAUUUUGGGCGUUCUAUUCUUUGCAAUUUUUAUCUUUAUUGAAUUACGAUGGUCAGAGUACCCGAUCCUACCAAUCCGAGAGUUCAAGAGAGAUAUAUACUUUGUUUUUGCGUGUAUGGCGCUUGGAUGGUCCAGCUUUGGUAUCUGGGUUUUCUACUGGUGGCAAAUAUCAACGCAACUUCGUGGACACAGCAUACUUCUCACGGUCGCUCAGCAAACACCGGCUGGUAUUUCCGGAACCAUUGCUGCGAUCGGGACAGGAUUUUUGCUCUCCAGGAUACCAGCGCAGUAUAUUAUCUUGGCUUCUAUGCUUGCAUUUUGUGUCGGAAAUAUCAUCUUUGCAACUCUGCCUGUGAAUCAGAUAUAUUGGGCGCAGACUUUUGUCGGAAUCGUGAUCAUCCCUUUUGGAAUGGAUAUGUCGUUCCCAUCUGGAACUAUCAUUUCCAGUAAUUCAAUGCGACGGGAACACCAGGGAGUGGCUGGCUCAGUUAUCAACACUGUCGUCAACUAUGCAGUUUCUAUCGGAUUGGGAAUCGCGGGUACAGCUGAGGCUCAAGUGAACAAAGAUGGAGUUCAUCUGUUGGAAGGAUAUCGCAGUGCGUUCUAUGUGGCUAUUGGCUUGAGUGGUAUGGGGUCGAUAGUAGCCCUUGUAUAUUGUAUUAUGAUAAAGUUAGAUGGCAAUACGGGUUAUGGAGGUGAUGAAAGCGAAGAGAAGCAGUAGUUGUGGGUUUAUGCAACACCAGGGUUCUGCGUUCUGCGUUUUGAUUUGAAAUGAGAAUUUACCAGCAGUGUGCCUUCAGAGCUAGAAAAAUGUAAAGCUUUCAGCAGGCUGGACGCUUCGAACAGCGGUACAGGAGC